This is a messenger RNA of Amblyraja radiata (thorny skate), 1365 nucleotides long. RefSeq names its product intraflagellar transport 46 homolog (Chlamydomonas) (gene ift46). The transcript is spliced from 13 exons. Gene Ontology annotation, biological process: intraciliary transport; cilium assembly. Gene Ontology annotation, cellular component: motile cilium; intraciliary transport particle B; microtubule organizing center. The record is from RefSeq and is a predicted model, not a curated record. The coding region runs from base 323 to 1231 and encodes 302 amino acids. Lineage: Eukaryota; Metazoa; Chordata; Chondrichthyes; Rajiformes; Rajidae.
GCGUAGUGAGCGGCGGGGCGCCCAUGGCGGAGUCGGACUCUGAGGGAGCGAAGGUCAACGGAGGAUGCGAUCUCACUGGCUCUCCACUCCCUACUGGACCUCUUGGACAAUAAUAACACUUUUGUCAGGCUGUUGUUCAUAGGCUAAAGCAUCCGGCCCGCAGACUUCCGUCUUCUCCGGUACCUGGAAGACAAAGCUUGUUACUAACCAGCCAUAUGAUGAAAGUCUGGAUGUAAAUGAUUCGGAAGAAGUAGCAAGCAUCUAUACCCCAUCCCCAAGGCAGCCUGCUGGCCCCAGGAUAAGCCGCUCCCAAACCAGAAUUAUGGCAGAUAACAGCAGCGAUGAGUACGAGGAGGAGAACAGUAAGAAAUCAGAGCAGGAGAAAAAGAAGAGCUCAAAGUCCCUGCAGCAGGGGUUUGUAGAAAAUGAGGAUGAGGAGGAAGAUGAAGAUUCAGACGACACAGAAUCUGAUGAAGAUGAUGAAGAACAUGGAGCACCACCAGAAGGUGCAUAUGAUCCUGCAGAUUAUGAGCAUCUUCCUACUUCUACGGAAAUAAAGGAGCUCUUUCAGUAUAUCACACGGUAUACUCCACAGUCUAUUGAGCUGGAUCACAAACUGAAGCCAUUCAUUCCUGAUUUCAUUCCGUCAGUUGGUGAUAUUGAUGCUUUUUUGAAGGUCCCACGUCCUGAUGGGAAGUCGGACAACCUCGGCCUGAUCCCGUUGGAUGAACCUUGUGCAAAGCAGUCGGAUCCGACUGUACUGUCCCUGUGGUUAACGGAGAAUUCAAAGCAGCACAGUGUUACGCAGCUGAAGGUGAAAAGUCUGGAGAAUGUGGAAAAGAAUCCCAAGGCUCUUGACAACUGGAUGGAAAGUAUCAGUGAGCUGCACCGCUCCAAACCACCCGCUAAUGUUCACUACACCAAGCCCAUGCCUGAUAUCGAUUCGCUCAUGCAGGAGUGGCCACCAGAGUUUGAGGAGCUGCUGGGAAAGGUGAGCCUGCCCACAGCAGAAACCAACUGUGACCUGCCCCAGUACAUUGAUAUGAUCUGUGCAAUUCUGGACAUCCCUGUAUACAAGGACCGUAUCCAAUCCUUGCAUGUGCUGUUCACCCUACACUCAGAGUUCAAAAACUCACAGCAUUUCAAAGCUCUUGCAGAAGGGAACAAGGUGAGCAGUUCUGAGGAGCCUCCAUCUCACAACGCAGAUGUGGACACAAUAACGUAUGACUAAAUAGCAGCUUUGGGCAACUAACUCCAGAGGAACCUUUAAAGCCUUCUUUGAAUUCUUUAAAAAAACCAUCCUGAGUUGUUUAUUUUUCUAUUUAUUCUGUACAUUUUUCCAAUAAAUAUUAUUCUGAACAAGAA